CAGCCCUUCCUUUGCAUACAAUGAGAAGUUCAGUUACUGCGCAUGUCCACAAACUCAGCCUUAGAGGGGGCGGGGCUUCGGUGACGUACCAGGAACAGUUCAACACGCGUGUUAGCGAUCUUACGGUGUGUUGAUGAUGUCAUCAGCAGCGGCGCCACCGUGUUCAUCGUCCAGGAGGAAACCUGCGACGGCUCAGCAGAGACGGGCCACAUUUGGUUCUCUGUUUGACCUCCAGAGGAAGCAGAGAGCAGAGAAGAGGAGGUUCAGCGCGUCCUCAGAGGACAAGAGAGACGACUUCAAACAGAGGAGACUGCAGCACAGCAAUACAGCGGAGGAGGAGGUGCAGGCUGAAGCUCAGGCUCCAGUCCCUGAGCAGACAGGCAGAAGGACACCACAGGACAAGAACAAGAAGAAUGGAGUGAGGGAAACAGGAAGAAGCAGCAUCAAGACUUCCUCUCUGUUCAAACACAAUCCAGAGAUCCCUCAGAUCCACAGCCCAAGUGUUUCACAGUUAAAGGAGAAGAUUUUCACCAGUGACUCAUUUUCAGACCUGGACCUCCACCCCCAUCUGGUGGCGACACUGAACAAAGUCUUCAAUGUUUCUACUGUGACCAGUGUGCAGAGGCAGACCGUUCCAGCUCUCCUGUCAGGACGAGAUGCUGUGGUCCGAUCUCAGACGGGCUCAGGUAAGACUCUGUCCUUCGCUGUCCCGGUGGUCCAGAGUCUUCAGGCCGUUCAGCCGAAGGUCACCCGGUCCGACGGCCCUCUGGCCGUCGUCAUCGUCCCCACCCGAGAGCUCGCACUGCAGACAUUUCAGACCUUCCAGAAGCUUCUCAAGCCGUUUACCUGGAUCGUCCCAGGUGUUCUGAUGGGAGGAGAGAAGAGGAAAGCAGAGAAGGCCAGGCUCCGUAAAGGCAUCAACAUCCUGGUCUCGACUCCCGGGCGUCUGGUGGAUCACAUCAAAAACACCCUGAGCAUCGCCUUCAGUGCUGUUCGCUGGCUGAUCCUGGACGAGGCCGACCGGACUUUGGACCUGGGAUUUGAGAAGGAUCUGACCGUCAUAAUGAACAGUCUGAACUCAGCAGGAGUAAGCAGACAGAACGUCCUGCUGUCCGCUACGCUAACACACGGUGUGACUCGGUUAGCGGAUGUUUGUCUUAACGACCCAGUCAGCAUCCACGUGUCUGGCCCCGCCUCCUCUGGCCUCACCACCGACCUUGCCGUGACCUCUGUCGCCAGCACUGGCAGCCAGUCGGAGAGCUUUGCUGUACCAGAGGCACUGAAGCAGUUUGUGGUGGUGGUUCCCAGCAAGAUCAGACUGGUCUGUCUGGCUGCUUUCAUACUGGACAAAUGCAAGUUUUCUCAGAACAACAAGCUCAUCGUUUUCAUCUCGAGCUGCGAGGUCGUCGAGUUCCUCCACUCUCUGUUCACCUCUGUCCUCUCUAAGCCCUCGACCAAUCAGAAGCCUUGCCUCAACUUCCUGCGUCUCCAUGGCAACAUGAAGCAGGAGGAGCGCUCAGAGGUCUUCCAGCAGUUUUCAUCGUGUCAGACUGGAGUUCUGCUCUGCACAGAUGUAGCAGCGAGAGGUCUCGACCUUCCUCAAGUCACCUGGAUCGUUCAGUACACUCCUCCGACGGCGGCGGCAGAGUACGUCCAUCGCGUUGGUCGGACGGCUCGUAUCGGAGCAAGAGGAAACGGUCUCAUCUUCCUCACUCCCGCUGAGACUGCCUUCAUCGACGAGCUGGCCAAUCACAACAUUAGCCUCUCAGAAAUUAAACUGUUGGAUGUCCUGUCCAGUCUGAUGAUGGAUGACACCUACAAGGGGCGGGGCAAAUACCACAGCAAGAGGUCGUCCGCAGCUCUGGAGCAGGAGACCAGAGAGCGAGCGACGGUCCUGCAGACGGAGUUUGAGAACUUUGUUCACUCGGACGCUCAGUCGGUGCAGACGGCUAAGACAGCGCUGCAGUCCUUCCUGCGGGCGUACACGGCCUACCCCAGCCGCCUCAAACACAUCUUCCACAUCCGCUCCCUCCACCUGGGACACACCGCCAAGAGCUUCGGCCUCAGAGACGCUCCGCAGGGCCUGAGCGCCGCCCCCGGCCCCUCUGGCCCCAGGGCCAAAAGCCACAAGAGGCCAAACCGGGAGUCCAGGAGUCCGGUCAAGAAGCAGAGCCGGACACCCAGCGGCAGACCGACACAGAGCAGGUUUUCUCCUGGUCAGAGGGAGCUCCGCCUGUUUCGCUCCGAGUUCUCCAGCGGGCUGGACGGAGGAGACGCCGAGAAGAAGAAGAAGAAGAAGAAGAAGAAGACUUCCUUUGGUCAGUCGGGAGAGGAGGAGGAGGCGACGAAUCUCACUGAGGAGUUUCCUACAGGAUGUCUGCGAGUUUUGGAAAAGUGUGUGCAGUUGCUGGUUUGAUUCCUCAGGUGUUCGUCCUGCCACAGGCGAGCGUACUGAUGAGACAGGAGGUCUGACAGCGGAGACGGCGUCCUGGAGGACAGAUCAGUCAGGACAUCAGUCACUUAUCAACAGUCAGCUCCACAGGUGUGUUUCUCACCUGGUUUUGACCCCGAACGUGACGUCAGGCACCGCCAGGCCCCCUGAAGUCCUGCCCCUCUGCUGUUUGGGGGCGGGGUUUUGGCUCCUGGUCCUGCCCACCUGAGCCCGGUACUGACUCAGCUCUUUGGACGUCACCACUCCGGACUUCACCGCGUCCCGGUUCAGGGACACGAAGUCCAGGGCGACCGGUCGAGCAGAGUCUGCACGUCUGGGCUGAACCCCCCAGCUGGACAGAGCUGACACAACACAGGGACAAGGUUCAGGGACUGGACUUCCCAUCAGGCCUCACUGCUCUGUGCCAGUCCACAUCUUUGUGUGGGACAGUUCAGGAAUAUCUGACAUGGGAGCUUUGAAAUGUCUUCAUAAAAUAUAAUUAAAAAAUGUGUGUGUGUUCAGUG
Messenger RNA from Scatophagus argus, 2955 nucleotides. RefSeq names its product DEAD (Asp-Glu-Ala-Asp) box polypeptide 31 (gene ddx31). Gene Ontology annotation, molecular function: nucleic acid binding; ATP binding. The record is from RefSeq and is a predicted model, not a curated record. Gene Ontology annotation, cellular component: nucleus. NCBI's taxonomy places the organism in Eukaryota, Metazoa, Chordata, Actinopteri, Scatophagidae. Gene Ontology annotation, biological process: ribosome biogenesis. The transcript is spliced from 22 exons. The coding region runs from base 134 to 2416 and encodes 760 amino acids.